AUGGAUAGUGAUCUUGAUCCUGAUACUACUGACGAUGAUCGUGAUGAUCGUGGUCAUGGUGGUUUUCGACCAGGUGCUGGUAGAAAACGAAAACAAUCAGCAGCAUCUAUUCAAAAUAUGUCACAGAAAAGACGUGAAGGAGCUGCACAAAGACAAGCUAUGUCUAGAUAUAGAUCUAAAUUAACACAAUGGAUAGAUGAAUUAAAAUGGUCACGUUAA
Messenger RNA from Rotaria sp. Silwood2, 219 nucleotides. The record is from the annotation of a GenBank genome assembly. Lineage: Eukaryota; Metazoa; Rotifera; Eurotatoria; Philodinida; Philodinidae.